CCGCCAUAUGUCUCACUAUGCUCUCCGGGGGCAGAUCAUAGCAUACUGUAACAGCCUGAGAGCCCUACUGGACGAUUUCCCUACCAUCAGAGAUACUUUUUUCAUGGUGGGACAACGGCAAGAAAAGAAGGGGUUGAGGAACUCCAAUGAAGGCCUCAAGAAUGACCCCAGGAGUUUUCAGCCCCGGCCACGGCGUUUGCUGUCUGCUGAUGGGAAAGUCUUCCUCAACUUAUGGUUCAUACCCCAUCCUUCUGAAGUGCUGGUUAUGUUCAAAACUCUGCCAGAAAAGGUAGCUUUUAGAGCCUUAAAGCUAACUCUGCAGCUGAUAGCCCCUCUCCAUGACAUUGUGGCCUACCUUUUCAGUUUUGCUAAACUUGGAAAUUGUCCAGCAUGGUUUGAAUUUCCUCUGAGUCCUAACCCUCUGAGAGGUGACUGGGGAGGAACUGAGGGUAUUGGAUCUGAACUUCAAGAGCUGCAGAAAAUGAUUGACAGCCUCCAGAGCCCCCAAGACCCAACUCUGGUGUCCCAAGUCCUUCUCCUCCAAAGGGAGGUUAUGUUUCUGCAGUUUGACGCUGCAGUGAGGUACCUCAUCCGACGAACAUUUUUGGCAGCUGGAAAUGCUUCUGCCUACCGGUCUGUCACAGACGGCAUGUACCAUGGGUUGCCAUCACUGAGCAACUCUCCAGUGAAGAGCAUUUUUGCUUCCCAGCUCAGCCUACCACAACCGCUGGAUCCACAGAGCCUCCAGGCAUUUGUGCUGUUCCCUUGGAGAGCAUUUCUGGAAGAUGGAGGACUAUUUCCAGUUACAAGUAGCAGCCCAGAUACCCUAGAAUAUCACAUGCAGCUAUGCCUCUGUGGGCUGAGUGGCCCUGACCUCAAGGUGGCUCAUGGAGAGCUGGCAGGCAUGCAGCUGCUAAAGGAAGAUGUUCUUCUGAGUAACUAUCCUGUGAUCACGGAGGGUCUCCCAGAACAGCAGGCCACACCAGACAAAAAUACACAGCCAGAUUUGUCCAGAGUGCCAGGACUCAGAAGUCAGUUCCAAAGCAGCCCAAAGGCCUCCAAGCUGCUAGGGGGCCCAUGUGAUGCAGUGAUGUCCCUUGCUUUGCUGAGAUCAUUUCUGGUGCUGUGGAAGCAACUGGAAGUGCUAAAGGAGCACUGGGGCCGACUCAAGCUCCAAGUCCAGGACAUCAACUCUCCCUCUCUCCACAAACAGUUCUCGGAGCUCUAUGGAACUGAUAUUCUCUACCCCAGCAUGAAAGCUAUAGCUAGGCGGAUGGGGAAGGAAGAUGAAUUUGAAGAAAUUUUAAUAACUAGUCAGUCUAUUCUUCCCCCAAAAGGAGCUUCAGAAAUCGAAAUAAAAACUCAACAGCUUCAGAAACUUCUGGAAAAUCUUGAAAUUCAUAUGAUCCAGGAGGUAUUAAGGAAAGUUAACAGAGAGAUAACACUGGUUGUAUCAGAAAAGUCCAAGGAGCAGCAUACUCUCCCUACAGACCUUUGGAAACACCAAGUCAUGGAAGAAAACUUUUCAAUUAUCAGACCACAAAUAGUUGAAAAUUUUGUACAGAGAUUAUUGGAGAAUUACCAGGAUGAUGGAUUAGAGGUCACUUUCAGGAAAGACCACCUCGAGGCCUGCCUCCUUUCCCUGGGUUGUGAUGUGAUGGCCAGAGAACGCAGCAACUUCGAGAGCUACUCCAUGUGUUACGAGCAUAUAUUGGAGCACGUUAGACAGAAGCUCUGCCAGAAAGAGAAAGAACUGGACAUUAUACGAAGAGGUCAAAGUCCACCUGAAGACAAGGCUGGUCAGGUUGCAGAACUCAGUCACAAUAUGAUCAUGGAAAUCACUGCCCUGAGAGCCCGACUCACGGAUUUGGAGGAGGAGAAUCUAAAUCUCAAAAAGCAAAUUAGAAAAGAAGUUCAAGAAGAAUAUGAAGCAUUAGUCCGAGCUUUGUUUGUGACAUGUUUGCACAUCAAAGAGAAGUUGGAUGAGAAUCAGCUUAAUUUGAUCCAGAAAGUGUGUGAGCUCAUCGGCGAAGUAAGAACAGAAGGGAUUGACAACAUGAAAAGCCUAAAGAAGAAGUGGGGCUCUGCCAGGCCUGAUGAAGAAAUGAAAGAAAAUCCAGCCAAACAGGAGCAGCUGCAGGCCUUGGAGCAGGACAACUGCAGCCUGGCCGCGCUGGUGCGCAAACUGAGGAGCCUGGGCCAUUGGAGGCUGGUGGUGCAGCAGGCGCACUUCCGGGGCCAGCUGAGCAGGGCUGAGAAGGAAGCUGUGCAAACGAAAAAAGAGGGUUUGAACAUCAAGCUAAUGGCAGAACGAGAAGUGGUUUUAUUUCGUCAACAGCUAUUGGCUCUAAGGCAGGCCCUGGCUAGGGCUCAUGCGGACAAUGUGAAGAUGUGCAGGCGGCAGGAGAAUCAGGCACAAUUGCUGCAGGAGCUAGAACACCGAGUGACCCAGGAAGCUCUCCACAGGCAGCAGCUGGGUCUAAUGAAAGCCUCCAGCAUGGAGAAGCUCUUAAAGGAUGUGGAGCAAAAGGAACAGCACCUGCAGCUCCUUACUGAAGAUGCCAAGAGGGCUUCUAAACUGGGCCAGCUGCAGCAGAAGAAAAUUCAGAGAGAACUCCGACAGGUGAGAAGCCGGCUUGCCCGUGAGCGUAGCGUGAAGCUGGAUGCUUUCCAGUGGGUAGAAGAGCUACAAAGUCAGCUUAUUGAUGCUGAGCAAUCCUCCACCCAAAGAAACUCACCUGGCGGCCUUAUAUCCCAAGCUCACUACUCCCUAAGUUCUGCUUCCACAUCAUCCAGACACACCCAGCAACACCUUUUAAAGACCCAACUCAUGGGCAGCAAAAUAACAAGGAUUCAAAGGCCAAAGACUGUACCUAUUAAACACAAAAGAACGGACCAUAUCUUCCUACCCAAUGUGGCAGAUACUGUUCAACUUCCAGCUUUUCAAGUUCAAACAGCUCCAUCCAGAACCCCAUUUAGACCUGAUUGGUAAUCAUAUAGCCUUUUCCCAAGUUUUAUUUCUAUGAGCAUUUGAAUGAAUAAAAAUGAUUCUAAAUUCCA
Messenger RNA from Capra hircus (goat), 3060 nucleotides. RefSeq names its product coiled-coil domain-containing protein 162. Bases 8 to 2992 code for a protein of 994 amino acids. The record is from RefSeq and is a predicted model, not a curated record. NCBI's taxonomy places the organism in Eukaryota, Metazoa, Chordata, Mammalia, Artiodactyla, Bovidae. The transcript is spliced from 21 exons.